Messenger RNA from Cinclus cinclus, 2737 nucleotides. RefSeq names its product transmembrane protein 222 (gene TMEM222). Bases 1 to 549 code for a protein of 182 amino acids. The record is from RefSeq and is a predicted model, not a curated record. The transcript is spliced from 6 exons. NCBI's taxonomy places the organism in Eukaryota, Metazoa, Chordata, Aves, Passeriformes, Cinclidae.
AUGGCGGCGGCGGAGCCCGGGAUGAAGCAGUUCAAUGGCGGCGGUGGCGCCGCGCCGGACGCGGAGCGCGGCCGCUUCCCGCACUGCGUGGUGUGGACCCCGAUCCCCGUCCUGACGUGGCUGUUCCCCAUCAUCGGGCACAUGGGCAUCUGCACCUCGGCCGGCGUCAUCCGGGACUUCGCGGGGCCCUACUUUGUGUCUGAAGACAACAUGGCAUUUGGGAAACCUGUGAAGUACUGGAAACUGGACCCCAGCAAAGUCUUUGCCACUGGUGCCAACGCCUGGGACACGGCCGUGCACGACGCGUCCGAGGAGUACAAGCACCGCAUGCACAACCUUUGCUGUGACAACUGCCAUUCCCACGUGGCUCUGGCCUUAAACUUGAUGAGAUAUGAUAACAGCACCUCCUGGAACAUGGUGAAACUGUGCUUCUUCACACUCCUCUAUGGGAAAUACGUCAGCAUAGGGGGGUUUGUGAAGACCUGGCUGCCCUUUGUCCUCUUCCUGGGGGUGAUUGUGACCGUGGUUCUCACCCUCCACCUGCGGUGAUGGCAGCCCUGACCCCCCUGAGCACACAAAGGAAGAAACUGUGACUGAUCCAGCAGGAUGGAGGCCUGGGACUCUGGGAGCCUUUUCCAGGGAAGGUGGCAGCCCCACUCCAUCGUGACAGCUCGUUUUUGUCUCCUGGAGUUGGCUUCUUUUCCUCCUGUUUCUGUUCUGUCGAUGGUGUCUCCCAGUGUCAGGGGUCUGGAAGCUUCUGCUCUCUCCCUUUCUGCAGCUGGGGAGGUGGGGAUGGGAUCAGCACAGGAGAGGGGUGGGCACCUUUGCUUUCAGAGCCAAGAAAAGCCUCAAGGCAAGCUCUGCCUCCUGCAGUGGCACGAGCAGAUGCACCUUGGGAGUGUCUCUCUGAUCUCCUGCUUUCCCCCUCUUCACCAGAUGCUUCCUCCAGUUCCCUGGGUCUCCAGUUAGGAGUUACUGUUUUCCCUGUGGCACAUCUCUCCAGUAGCACACAUUCCAAAGGGAAGUGUGGGUUCUUCCUGGGAGGAGGGGGUGCCCCAGCACUCAGCCAUGGCCCCCCAGCAGCAGCAGGAGGUUGUUGAGGUGGAACACUCCUGAGGGACGCUCUGUGGCAGGGCCAGCUCCCCUGGUCCUGCUGGUGAGCCUGGAAAGGCAGGAAAGCCAAAGGGCUGCCUUGGGAAGGGCUCAUGGCAGGGUGCCCCCCUUCAGGAGCCUGCUGCAGCUUUGGGAGGCAGCCCUUUGUCCCUUUUAGCUCGUGCCAGAGAAAAUAUCACUCCCCUGCUUCUCCUCGGGCUCUCAGUUGCUAAAUCUGGCACUGCAGUCCUCACAAGGCACUUGUUACCCUUUGAUCCCCGUGCAGCUGGAGCAGAGAGGCUGAGCCUGGGGCUGGAGAACCUCAGUGGGAGCAGCACCUGAGCCUAGAGCUGAAGAGAGGAGGUGAAGGGGCUGGAAGUUGCCUGUCUGGCUGGGCUUUGCAGCAGCAAACUGGGGCGGUUUCUCCUGGCUAGUGGUUGAGGAAUGGUUUAGGGAGCUGUGGAGAGCACACCUGGGCACAGGUCCUGUGCAGGGAUUUGGUGUGAGGAGCACAGCUCACGCAGGGUGGUCUGUGGGAAGGGGGUUUGUCCUUGAGUGCCAGGCAGGGAGGGAGUUUGGAUGUGACCUGGAACCCCUUCUACAGCUGGGUGUGCUCUGCAGGUGCUGAUUUUGGAGGGCUCUGAGCCAGGGGGAGUUUUAAAGCCAAGCCUGGGCUGAAGGGUCAUGUGCAGCUGAGCAGGUCCCUGCUGACUGCAGAGGUGGGAGAAGAGCUUUUCCACUCGCACCCAAAAAACCAGCUCAUUACUCCAGAACCUCGUGGAUUCCAAGGAAUCCAUUUCGAGGAGUGCUUGUGCCAUCAGGAAAGCUUUUCUGGGGUCCCAGCUGUGUCUGCAGCUUCCUCUGACUGGAGCCCACUCACUGUCAGACCCCUGGCUUUCAGACCCCUCCCCAUGUGCCUCCCACUUCCCUGACCCUCUAUGUGGGAGGGUUGGACCCUCCUCCUGAGCUCCUUUCUGUGUUUUCCCCUCUUCCUCAGUCAUUUUAAAAUCGCCCCGUACUCCUCCUGCUCAUUAUUGCCCCUGUGUCACCCCACUGUGGCCUUCCCCAUCAGCCCGGAGCUGGAACAUUGCCAUGGCUGCUCUGUGCAGUCGUUCCCUUCCUGUGUGGAGAGCGUGGGAUGGAGGGUGCUGGGCCUGGGGCUGCCUGAACGCCGAAAUCCCAAUCGGAGAGAAGCUGGAUGAAAGGAAGGAGUGUUCUGAGCUCUGUUCUCUGCCCAGGAGCCACUGUCCACCCGGGUGGGAGAGGGGAACGAGCGCUUUCCCUGCGUGUUGAAUUCCGUGGGAUUCCUUGGAGUGCCCGGCCCCGGGGCUGGAUCCACCCUCAGCAAUAACCUCGAGCCCCUCGGCCCAACCCGUCCGUGUUUUACCCAUGAGCUCUGCAAGAAUUGCCAAAGCUGAGACUUGGGGGGAUCAGGGGGCCCCCGGACUUCCAAAUCCCCACUGUAAAAUUCCCUCUCGUUUGCUCCUGAUGCUUUCUACCAGAGCGGAGUUUGGAAUAGCGAGGGCGAGCCCCCAUCCCUCAUCCUUUGUUCCCUUCAUCUCUGCGGGGCGCUGGAUUUCUUUGUAAAUAUUUAAACUCUGCUUCUGUGGUUUCAUAAUCCCGACGGCAGGGAAAUAAACUGAUU